CUAGGCAUACGGACUGCUACAAACAUUUGUGAAAGAAUGGGUCACUCUCAGGAGCUCAGUGAAUUCAAGCGUGGUACCGUGAUAGGUUGCCACCUGUGCAAUAAGUCCAUCCAUGACAUUUCCUUGCUACUAUAUAUUCCACGGUCAACUGUUAGUGGUAUUAUAACAAAGUGGAAGCAACUGGGAACAACAAUAACUCAGCCACGAAGUGAGCGGGGUCAAUAGAGACAUGUUCUCUGGAGUGACGAAUCACACCUCUCUGUGUGGCAAUCCAAUGGACAUGUUUGGGUUUUGCGGUUGCCAGGAGAACAGUAUUUGCCUGACUGCAUUGUGGCAAGUGUAA
This is a messenger RNA of Staurois parvus, 343 nucleotides long. Lineage: Eukaryota; Metazoa; Chordata; Amphibia; Anura; Ranidae. The record is from the annotation of a GenBank genome assembly.